Messenger RNA from Exophiala viscosa, 2928 nucleotides. Its product is annotated as pre-mRNA-splicing factor cef1. Gene Ontology annotation, cellular component: Prp19 complex; spliceosomal complex. The coding region runs from base 125 to 2467 and encodes 780 amino acids. NCBI's taxonomy places the organism in Eukaryota, Fungi, Ascomycota, Eurotiomycetes, Chaetothyriales, Herpotrichiellaceae. The record is from RefSeq and is a predicted model, not a curated record. The transcript has a single exon. Gene Ontology annotation, biological process: mRNA splicing, via spliceosome.
UCAGACAAGAAUUUUCCGCCUCGAAGAUUAACGACCUGCGCCUACAUCUCUCCCUCACUGCAGUCUACAUUUCACCAAGUCAGAGUUUGACAACCGCUUGCACUUCGCAGCGGCCUCCGACAAAAUGCCCGUUGUCAAAGGAGGUGUUUGGACGAAUAUCGAGGAUGAAAUCCUCAAAGCAGCUAUAUCGAAGUAUGGGUUGAACCAGUGGGCUCGAGUAUCGUCGUUGUUGGCGCGAAAAACCCCGAAACAAUGCAAGGCAAGAUGGACCGAAUGGCUGGAUCCUGGCAUCCGCAAGAUCGAAUGGUCGAAGGAGGAAGACGAGAAACUCCUGCAUCUGGCAAAGCUGAUGCCCACACAAUGGCGGACGAUAGCACCUAUUGUCGGUCGCACAGCCACUCAGUGCCUCGAACGAUAUCAGAGACUUCUCGAUGAAGCAGAAGCACGCGAGAACGAUGAGUUGGGUCUCGGAGGACCAGAAGGUGGAGAGUCCGCAGCACCAACUGGAGACCAGGUUCGGAAGCUGCGUCCCGGAGAACUCGACCCUGAUCCAGAAUCCAAGCCCGCAAGGCCUGAUACAAUAGACCUGGAUGAGGAUGAAAAGGAAAUGCUCAGCGAGGCACGUGCGCGUCUAGCAAACACACAAGGCAAGAAAGCCAAACGAAAAGCUAGAGAAAGACAGCUAGAAGAGUCAAGAAGGUUAGCUGUGCUUCAAAAGCGACGUGAGCUCAAAAAUGCCGGCAUCAAUAUCAAGAUCACGAACCGGAAGAAGGGCGAGAUGGACUACAACGCAGAUAUUCCCUUCGAAAAGCUAGCUACAGCGGGUUUCCACGACACGCAGGAGGAAGAGGCAAAGAAUGAGCGGGAGCGGGAGAUGUUCGAUCCACGGAAGCAACAGCUGGCGAGGAAGAGACAAGGCGACCCCGAAGACAACGAGGGCUCCAAACGCCAGAAGCAAGGCAAGGACAACUCAUCCUCGGCAGCAUUAGCUGCAGCGGCCAAAGCUGGCCAGAUGCAACGCAUCCGCGAGGCAGAACAACGAAGUAAGCGGCGGGCUUUGAACCUUCCAGCUCCUCAAGUCAGCGAAGGCGAGCUAGAAGAGAUUGUCAAGAUGGGCAUGGCUGGCGAUAGAGCGAUCAAAGCAGCUGGCGAAGACGAUGAGGACGGACCUGGUCUAGUAUCGAACUAUACAAACAUGGUUGGAGCGACCCCUAUACGAACUCCACGCGCGCCAGCCCAAGAAGACCAUAUAGCCAACGAGAUUCGAAAUAUAAGAGCUUUGACCGAAACUCAGUCGUCAUUGCUCGGUGGUGAAAACACACCUCUACACGAAGGCACCAGCUCAACAGGAUUCGAUGGCAUUGCUCCGCGAAGGCAGGAAAUGGUUACGCCGAAUCCUAUGGUCACACCGUUCCGCCAUGGCGGACCAGCUGGACAACUACCCGGAGCGACUCCAAUGCUCACGCCACGGGACAACUUCACAAUCAAUGAGCAGGGACAGCGGCAACUGGUGGCACAGACACCUCGCGACCUCCGUCUAGCUGAAACUGCAACGAAAUCAUCCCUGAGAGCUAAGCUGGCCUCGCUUCCCAGACCAAAAGAGACAGACUGGGAGCUGGAAGUCCUACCAUCGGAGCAAGAAGAGUCACUUAACGCGGCGAAAGCGGAUAAGGAAGACCAAGAAGAAAUUGACAGACGUCAACGCGAGGCACAAGAAGCCGCUGCCGCUGCAGAAUUUCGACGGCAGACUCAGGUCUACCAACGCUCUCUACCCCGGCCCGUUACGGUCGAUUACAACUCUCUUGCUUCCGAAGCAACGUCAAUUACUGAUCCAAUCCAACAAAUGAUUGCCCAGGAAGCCGCCCUCCUUAUGGCGCACGACGCGCAGAAAUUUCCUCUGCCGGGAUCAAAGGUGCUUGGCAAACCUCCUCGACUAACGUCGCUAUCCGAUGAUCUGUUGUCAAAGGCGAGAGAAGAAGUAGAAGCCGCAUGCAACGACGCAGAUCUGCAAAUCUAUGUUGAUGCUGUGCAAGAACUACAUGCUACCGAGCCGGAACCAGGUGCCCUGUUCGAGAACGCCACCAUUGAAGAAUACAAAACUGCCUUCCAAAAGGCGCAGACAAAGCUCCUGAAUGCUGCCGAGGCAGGCAACAAGCUGGAAAAGAAGCUGUCGCUGCACUUGGGCGGUUAUCAAGCACGGCAGAAGACGCUGGUCCAGAAGAUUGGCACUGUAUACAAGCAGAUCGAGGAGCAGCGUGCCCAGUUGGAGGGGUUCAAGUCAUUGCAAAUUGCUGAAGAGGGUGCGCUGGCGAAACGACUUGAGAGUCUUAGGGAUGAGGUAAAUCUCGUGAGCCGAAGGGAGAGAGAGGCGCAGGAGGACUAUCGUGCUACAAGGGACGAACUGCGUGAGUUGGACGAGAAGCAGAAGAGCAUCCCUCAGGUCAACGGGGUCAAUGGGCAUGCUUAGCUCGGAGUUGCCUGUCGACAAACAUGUAAUGGGCUACUGUAUCAAUCGACCAAGCGUCAUUGAUGACAUUGUUAUAAGAACCCCUUUCAUUCUCGGUUCUUGGUCCCUAUUAUAGUUCCAUCCAACUUGCGAUCUGCGGGUGCCAAAUAGUGCCUCACUGUCUCAUGCCGCAAAACCCCUUUACUUUCAUUGCUCGGUUCGGGACAUGCAACACGUUGCAAGAUCUACCACUCCAUCUGUCCGAGGAUGCCAGGCCAACGAUACCUUGAUCGAAGCCAUUAGGUUUUCAGCGAGGACAUCUGUACUCCUCGCUCAACAUCCGACCACAAAGAGGGGCUUCCUGCACUCCGCACGGAAAGUACCGAAUCAUGAGAUGUCAAGAUCUACACAGGUGGUCUGACCAUCACGAGGUCGCUAGGAUCCAACGGCGACCCAGAGCAGUUUUUCCCAUCACCGGACGC